AUGAAAGCCUGUGUCCUCUUCACUGUUCUGUGGUUUGCCUUUUAUGCUGUGAAAGACAGCACAUCUACUAAUGAAACGUCCACAUUGACAACAUUGUCCGAAGUGGUCACCACUCCAAAUGAUUCAGACAGCACAUCUACUAGUGAAACGUUCACACAGACAACAUUGUCCGAAGUGGUCACCACUCCAAAUGAUUCAGACAGCACAUCUACUAGUGAAACGUCCACACAGACAACAUUGUCCGAAGUGGUCACCACUCCAAAUGAUUCAGACAGCACAUCUACUAGUGAAACGUCCACACAGACAACAUUGUCCGAAGUGGUCACCACUCCAAAUGAUUCAGCCUACACCAUCUUCCUCCCCUCUCUGUUAAACUGCCCCCUGUUUUCCUCCUGGGGCCCCAUGCUGCUGGCUCCAAGACAAGGAGCAGGGCUGGCAAUGGAGGCCGAGAGGAGAGGACUGGAGAAGCAGGCCGUGAGGCAGCAGACAGCCAAGCGAGCCAGGUCCCAGCCCUGGGAAGCUGUCUUGCGGCUGGGAGAUGGCCUGGGUGGUCCAUUCCUGCCGAUACGAGGCCGGAUGGGGAGGGGGAAGCAGCGAACAGCUGCCCUGAUGGGCAAGCGUCCUCUGGCCCCACCCACAGCUGAAGUAAGCAAGAUGGAUGCUGAUCCAGGGGAAGGCCGGCCCAGGGCACUUAAAGGGCUCAUGAGACAAUGUGGAAAGUACAGCACAUCUACUAGUGAAACUUCCACAAAGACAACAUUGUCCGAAGUGGUCACCACUCCAAAUGAUUCAGGACCUUUCCCUUGUGAAAAAAACCCAUGUAUUUAUUAUGGCGCUACGUGCAUCAAUCUUGUGGGCCAAGAAUAUGACUGCCAGUGUCCACUGGGAUUGUACUAUACAAAUUCUUCAGGUUGCCAACAAGGAAAAAUAUUCCCAGGUGAUUUAUCUCUAAAUAAUGUGCUAUAUAAUUCAUCAAUGGAAGAUGAAAGUACCAAAGUCUACAAACAGUUAUACUACAAUGUCACCAAAAUUUGCCAAACAGCAUUUAAAAAUGAGUCUGCUUACAAACAAACAAUCAUUUUAAGUGUGAAAUCAUCUUCAACAGCACUUAAAAGGCUAAGAGAAGCAGAAAGGAUGGCUUUUACCGUGGUUUCAUUAAUCAAUAUGUUUGACAUAAGCACCACCUUAAAUAACGCAGAAGUACAGGAUCUUGUAACAAAGGCACUUAACGAGAAUGGCCACAGUGGCUCAUCUUUUGUAGCUAUCUCACAGUGUAAUACACAGAAGAUCUGCGAUAGCCAAACUACAAACUGCAUUGAGAAUGAAGAUAAUACAAUUGCAACCUGUAACUGUAAACCAGGAUUGGCUAAGAAGAAUACACAGGACAACUAUUGUUUAUUGUGUGAUAAUUGUUCUCAAAAAGACAACAUGCAAUGUAUCAUAAAAGAGCUGGUGCCACAGUGCCAAUGCAUGACUGAUUUCUAUGCUAAGGAUGGAAGUUGUCAGGAGUGUCAUUUUGGCUACUCUGGAGAAAGCUGUAAAGACAAUUACACGGCAGUCAUCGUAGCAAUUGCCGUCGUGUGUGGAAUUGUUAUAGUAGUCUUAGCUGGAGUGCUCAUUUAUAAAUCACUCAGAGCAAAAAAGAAGCUUAAUCCUGAGAGAAGGAAUUUGCUAAGCAAUGACUAUUUACCUACAAAGACACAUUCAGAAAGCAAAUCUGCCACAAAUAAUGCUCCGAGAGAGAAAAUGUUCCCCAGAGUCCAAGCGAAGGACCCAUCUGGCCAAGGAGGCCUGGCAAGGAAUGCUGAUAAAGGAGGCUUAGCAAACACAGCCUAUCUUCCUGAGCAAGACUAUGAUGAUGUUGAUCCUAGCUCCUUUGAAAUGGCAACCAGAAGUGAAUCUUGA
This is a messenger RNA of Heteronotia binoei (common prickly gecko), 1905 nucleotides long. It is a transcript of the gene MUC13, whose product is annotated as mucin 13, cell surface associated. The record is from RefSeq and is a predicted model, not a curated record. The transcript is spliced from 17 exons. The coding region runs from base 1 to 1905 and encodes 634 amino acids. Lineage: Eukaryota; Metazoa; Chordata; Lepidosauria; Squamata; Gekkonidae.